Molecule: messenger RNA, 1909 nt
Organism: Pseudoliparis swirei
Lineage: Eukaryota; Metazoa; Chordata; Actinopteri; Perciformes; Liparidae
Gene: phkg2
Product: phosphorylase kinase, gamma 2 (testis)
Exons: 10
Coding region: 101-1273 (390 amino acids)
Biological process (GO): protein phosphorylation; glycogen biosynthetic process
Cellular component (GO): phosphorylase kinase complex
Molecular function (GO): phosphorylase kinase activity; calmodulin binding; ATP binding
Source: RefSeq, a predicted model, not a curated record
UCGACACAGCGAUGUCUUCUCGAUAGAUCCUCGAGCUGCGAAGGGACUUCAGCUCGGAGCCCAGAUCCGCGUCUCCUGCUCUGGUUCAUAUUCUGCCAUCAUGACCAAAGACAUCGUUGUUGGAGAUGAAUUACCAGACUGGGUGGGCGCCAAAGAGUUUUACCAGAAAUAUGACCCGAAAGAGGUGAUCGGCAGGGGGGUGAGCAGCGUGGUGCGCAGGUGUGUGCACAGACACACGGGGCAAGAGCUGGCAGUGAAGAUCAUCGAGAUCACAGCGGAGAAGAUGACCGUUCUGCAGCUGGAGGAGGUGAAGACCUCCACGCUGAAGGAGAUCCACGUCCUCAACAUGGUGAAGGGACACUCCUCCAUCAUCACUCUUAUUGAUUCCUACGAGUCCACCACCUUCAUAUUUUUGGUGUUUGACCUCAUGAGGCGAGGAGAGCUGUUCGACUACCUCACAGAAAAAGUUACACUGAGUGAGAAGGAAACCAGGUGUAUGGUGCGAGCUCUGCUGGAGGCCGUGCAGUACCUUCACUCCUUCAACAUCGUCCACCGGGACUUGAAGCCUGAAAACAUUCUCCUCGACGAUCACGGACACAUCAAACUGUCCGACUUCGGUUUCUCUGUUCAGCUUCAACCUGGAGAAAAGCUUCGAGAGCUCUGUGGGACGCCCGGUUACUUGGCUCCUGAAAUACUGAAAUGUUCGAUGGAUGAAAUGCACAUGGGCUACGGCCAGGAGGUCGAUCUCUGGGCGUGUGGCGUGAUCCUCUUCACCUUACUGGCCGGCUCGCCGCCGUUCUGGCAUCGCAAGCAGAUGCUGAUGCUGAGGAUGAUCAUGGAGGGCCGCUAUCAGUUCAGCUCACCAGAGUGGGACGACAGGUCUGACACGGUGAAAGAUCUGAUAUCCCGGCUGCUGGUGGUGGACCCGGCUGGUCGUCUCAGCGCUGAGCAGUCUCUAGCACAUCCUUUCUUCAGACAGUACCAGAAGGAGGAUGUGCGACUCUUCAGUCCCAGAAAGACAUUUAGGGUGUUGAUCGUGAGCGUGCUGGCCUGUAUCAGGAUGUACAGCCGCUACCGCCGGGCCCGGCCGCUGACCCGGGAGGUGCUGGCCAGAGAUCCUUACUCCCUUCGCGGCGUCCGCAAACUCAUCGAUGGCUGCGCCUUCCGGAUCUACGGCCACUGGGUGAAGAAAGGGGAGCAGCAGAACCGAGCCGCCCUCUUUCAGAACACGGCUAAAAUCAUGCUGCUGGGCCUGGAGGACUUUGAAACAUAAAAAGGUCCACCUCAUUCCUGAACCACAAGAUGUAAACAUGUGCUGUCAGUGUUGUGGGAUUACUGUGUCCUCUUAAGAUGAGGAUUCAAGGCCCGGACGUGUGUGUGCCUGAUUGAAGCGCCGCUUAUCUUAUCUGCCCUCCUGAUCCGAGUGUGUGGCUGUUGGAAACUCUUCUUGUCAGGUCAUCAUGUUUGCAGUAAAGGACACAUUGCACCAUCAUCUGAAGUAACGCAUAUAAGUACAUCAUUUGUUUUUAUGAUAUCACGUGCCAGUUAUAACUGAGGAGAGGAUGUGUUUCUAAGUGGAUGUUUAAGCACUGAUUAAUUAUUUAAUAUUUGAAUCUAUACACAUAAUGUUCCACUUUACAUCUAUUCCAGUGUUACUAAUCGGUACUGGAAGACAUGUGAAGCAUUUCCGUUUUAUUGAGUUAUUCCUCAAUACGAAACCCGCUGAAACCAACUGAAAACUAGUGAUGGUAUUGAAGCACAUUCCAAACUCGGUUCAUUCUUUAGUUUAAUAACUUUAUCAGAAAGUGCCUCUCAGUAAUAGUAAUUGAACAAAUGCAGAAUAUAUAUUGAUAUCAUGUAUAUGAAAAAAGAACGUGUUAUUGAUCAUAAAACUAAUGUUUGAGCUUGA